AAUCAGAGAAGUCGCUGAGCCCGGCGGACUACAUUUCCCAGAAGCCUAGUGGGUUCUGCUUUGUUUUCCUGCUCUGGGGCGGGUUUCAGGGGGCAGCUGGACCACUACAGCCUGAGACUGCCAGGAAGGCUGUGGGUUUCCCGGGCCGAGCGGAACGGGGGAAAUGGUUCCCGCCCGGCCACUCGCGGGUUGAACAGGGGCCGCCCUGGCAGAGUGGCGGCCAGCUGCGGCGCGGUGCACCGGCGAGGAGGGGUGCGUUGUCGUCCUGUCCUGCUGCUGAAUGUCCGUCCCGGAGGAUGAUGAGAGGCUUUUGCCGCUCGCCCAGAGAUGGCCCCGAGCGAGCAAGUUCCUCCUGUCCGGCUGCGCGGCCACCGUGGCCGAGCUAGCAACCUUUCCCCUCGAUCUCACAAAAACUCGACUCCAAAUGCAAGGAGAAGCUGCUCUUGCUCGGUUGGGAGACAGUGCAAGAGAAUCUGCCCCGUAUAGGGGCAUGGUGCGCACAGCCCUAGGGAUCAUUCAAGAGGAAGGCUUUCUAAAGCUUUGGCAAGGAGUGACACCCGCCAUUUACAGACACGUAGUGUACUCUGGAGGUCGAAUGGUCACUUAUGAACAUCUCCGAGAGGUUGUGUUUGGCAAAAGUGAAGAUAAGCAUUAUCCCCUUUGGAAAUCAGUCAUUGGAGGGAUGAUGGCUGGUGUUAUUGGCCAAUUUUUAGCCAACCCAACUGACCUAGUGAAGGUUCAGAUGCAAAUGGAAGGAAAAAGGAAACUUGAAGGAAAACCACUGCGAUUUCGUGGUGUGCAUCAUGCAUUUGCAAAAAUCUUAGCUGAAGGAGGAGUACGUGGGCUUUGGGCAGGCUGGGUGCCCAAUAUACAAAGAGCAGCGCUGGUGAAUAUGGGAGAUUUAACCACUUAUGAUACAGUGAAACACUACUUGGUAUUGAAUACACCGCUUGAGGACAAUAUCAUGACUCAUGGUUUGUCAAGUUUAUGUUCUGGACUAGUAGCUUCUAUUCUGGGAACGCCAGCCGAUGUCAUCAAAAGCCGAAUAAUGAAUCAACCACGAGAUAAACAAGGAAGGGGACUUUUGUAUAAAUCAUCAACAGACUGCUUGAUUCAGGCUGUUCAAGGCGAAGGAUUCAUGAGUCUGUAUAAAGGCUUUUUACCAUCUUGGCUGAGAAUGACCCCUUGGUCACUGGUGUUCUGGCUUACUUAUGAAAAAAUCAGAGAGAUGAGUGGAGUCAGUCCAUUUUAAGCCCUUAAAGAUACAGUGUUCAGUGUUAUUGAAAUAUGGGCAUCUGCAACACACACCCCCUAUUAUUUCUACCUCUUUAGGAAGACACUUCACUCCACAGAGACUGUGAUUUAUAGGGGGGCAGCACUUUAUUUUUCUCUGGAAACCCGAGUUCUCUUUGGCUCCUCUUUUUGUCCAAAAGUGAUCUGGUCGGAUCCCCCAAGGCCACCCAAUGAGACCCAGCACAGCAUUUUCUAAAGAAGAAUCGAACCCUGACCACUUUCACCUUGGGCGAGAAGGUUUGGCCUUUGAGAUGCUACUCUGUGCUGAAGAGCCUGCCUAGAGGAGGAGUGCCAGGAGGGAGCCAGCAUCUCAGAUCUGAAGUAGACGAUAGGAAUGUGGAAGAAUAUAUACGUAGUGCUUAAGAAAUACAUUUAACCUAUUAUGUCAGUAGUAUAAUUGAAGUUUGACAAUUCAUUUUUCUGUUGUUGUUAAAGUGUACAUAUUGUAAAUUAAAGGGAGCUGAAUAGAAUUCAUGAAUAAACAUUUUGAGUUUCCCUAGAGUUGAAGGAAGUUCAUGUCCCUUUUCUUGCCAACGAGGGUGAAAAAAAAAAAAAAUCAAGUUGAGAUGAUGUUUGUAUUUCAAGGAAAGAAGCUGAUCUGUCAGUGCCCUCUCGUUAGAUCUGUGUUAAUUGGUUAGUACUCCACUGCAUAUGCUAAUAACUUGCCCUGACAGUCACAGACUCUGAAUCUUGAUGAAAACAGAGAAGAGAAUUUGCCUUGUUACAUAUCCUGUUGCAACUCAGAUAUGUCACUAGCUCUGAAGAAUCUUAAUAUAUAAGGAUUGUAACUUAUUUGAUUAAAAUUCAGCUGUCUAUGUCCUUUUAUAAAGCACCUUUGUGGCCAUGAGCCUUUCAGUGGUAUUUUAAAAGCAAGGCUGAUGGGAAGUUAGCCCACUCUGACAUGCAUCCUUUAUCUCCUUUCCCUAAACACUAAGAGCUCUAGAGAGACAGACAGAUUCAGAAAUCACACUAAAACUGUCAGUAGCCUGAAUCUUACUCAGUUUGACAAAGCUUCUUGCCUAAAAAGUGAUAAGUAUGAACUGUCUGCAGUGUACAGUUAUUUCUCCAAUCUUUGAAUCAAAUCCCUAUUCUUAUUUUAGAAAGGUAAGAGAUGUCUUCAGAUUCACCUACAUAGCACCUGCUCCCCCAACCUCAGACAGUGGGCAUUUCUGGAUGGAUGGCUGUGGUUAUGGGUAAAAGCUGUAACUGUUAAAAUAGGAAAACACAAAAGCUCAAGCCCAAGAAAGACCUUGGAGCUAAGCAAAUAAUUUGUUCUGAUGGAUAUGGGUGAAGUUGAAUAGAAAAAAGUUUACAGGUGCUUUGUGUUUGCACUAAUGUAUAAUCACUGCCAUUUUACAAGGGGAACAUAUACUUUAAAAUAUACUUUAAUGUGAUGUAUUAAUAUGCAGUGGCUUAUUUUUCUAGUUGCAGAAUGUGAAGUUUAAUCUCUUCAAAUCUUUAAGUAGUCUACUUUUCCAUUGCAUUUGUCAAUCUGUAAAUGAGUUGUUAAAUAUAUUUAAUAUAUUAUUAUGUGCUUAAAUUCCCAAGUGUUCUGCAUUGAACCACUUUGGGGAAGUUAUAUUAAUAGUUUUUUUUAUGUUUUGUAAUUUUAAAAUUAAGUAAAGACUGGAUCAAAAUAA
This is a messenger RNA of Lemur catta (Ring-tailed lemur), 2933 nucleotides long. It is a transcript of the gene SLC25A27, whose product is annotated as solute carrier family 25 member 27. NCBI's taxonomy places the organism in Eukaryota, Metazoa, Chordata, Mammalia, Primates, Lemuridae. The transcript is spliced from 9 exons. Bases 281 to 1252 code for a protein of 323 amino acids. The record is from RefSeq and is a predicted model, not a curated record. Gene Ontology annotation, biological process: response to cold.